Messenger RNA from Alternaria hordeiaustralica, 2238 nucleotides. RefSeq lists its product as uncharacterized. NCBI's taxonomy places the organism in Eukaryota, Fungi, Ascomycota, Dothideomycetes, Pleosporales, Pleosporaceae. Bases 1 to 2238 code for a protein of 745 amino acids. The record is from RefSeq and is a predicted model, not a curated record. The transcript has 2 exons.
AUGGUGUCGCCUGUCAUCCUGGAGGAAACGAGGAAGAAAGAAUACCGAAAGAGUAAGCCAGCCCGGCUAGAUCUUACAAAACUGUUCCCCAAGCCGAAGGAUGGCAGCGACGGUCAUGGCGGUACACUGCUUUCGCCUGCCAAGAUGGUCAACUCGCCGGCCGCUAUGUCAUCCACCUCUGAGUUCUUUCCUCGCCCAAUGACGAGACAACCGACGCCACAAGUACAGCCUGCCAAAUUACAGAAGAAGAAGAGCAUGAAGUACCAUGAUCCUCCAGUAAAGCCUCAACCUCAACCUCAACCUCAACCGCAUAUGAGUCCAGUACGCAAAGUCAAGAGAGAUCAGUAUGAUAAUGCCAAGAUUCACGUACGCCGUCCGCCAAAAGGCGUCCAGCACUGGUUCGAUGCGCUCGAUGAGGAUAGUGAAGAAAGUGAGGAGGAAGUACGCGACUUAGAACCCAAACGCCACAACAGCGUCGCGACUGAGCCAGACCUUAUGCCAGACCUUGUGCCUACUGCUAUCGAGGCUUGGCAAGGAAGGAAUGCAUCUCGUUGCGAUAGUCGAUCGCAGAAUCCCACACCAGCGUUUAAGAGGGACAGUUUUGCGCUUGAGGAUAUCGUCGACAUUACCCAUCUGACCUCACCCAGCCAGUACUCUUUGGACACAUAUCGCUCACAUAUCUCAGCAAAGACCAAGACGUCAGCUAUCUCCAAGACUAAUCUCCAGGACUCUAGUGUCUUGUCUUUCUCCUCGUCUGAGGAUGAAGCUGACGACCGGUCACGAUCUCGCAAGGGCAGCGUCCGCAAGAGCAUGGAUAGCGCCGACUACACAGGGGAGAUCGUUAUCGGUCGGGCGCAAGCUUACGAGCUUCCACCACAUCGCCGUAUGCAGUCGUCGGGAAAACUGAGCAUACUCUCAACGUCAACAAACGCCACUAUCGAAGUUAUGUAUGCACCAGAACCGCAUUUCCCUUCGUAUCAUCACCCUCGUGGCAGUACCUACAGCGGUGGCAGAUUGUCCAGCCACGUCAGGCAGCCCUCGAUCAUUCACGAAGACGACGACAUCCGUCCAAAGACCGCUGUUACCCAGCCAAUUUCACCAACGGCACACAGUGUCGUGAGCACGCGCACGUCAGCCAGCGCACCACAGGCUCAGUCCGAAGGGUCACGCAAAUUUAUGCAAGUCACGCCAGAAGAGGAGGCUUUGUUGGAGCUGAUGAGGAAGAAACGUGCCGCUAUGAACAAACAGAUCGAAUCAUCGCAGUCAUCUACACCGGAACAAGAUCGGCAUCAACAUAAGUCAUCUAAACGUCCUACACCGCCGCAUCGCACGUCUGCCUCUCUUGCAGAAGGUAUGUCUCCCAGCUCUGCGCGAAUGGUUGAGUCACGGAACAAACACCGAGCACCCACGAGUGCACCUUGCUCCAUUGCGCCAUCACGUGGCAGAUCUUCGACGACAGAGAGCCGUGCAACUACAAGUCGACUCCGUGACACCUCGGCCAGCACCACUUGGUCAGAUCGAAAUUACUCGCCUGUCAGUCGCGGGAGAGUGUCGCACCAAUUGCUCACCCCGUCCGUGUUCUCGCCACAGGACAUGUUGUCUCCCCCGUCUCCGCCGCUUGCUGGGAGCUUCGCAUCGCCCACUACUACCGGCCAUCCAUCUCCCUUGCCCUCGCCAAUGACGCCUGCUCUAUACGCCGACGAGAGAGACGUCGCUGUGAAAGUUGCGAGCAGCGACACAAGCAACGAGCUUGACGAGCUAGCUAUGCUUGAUCACGGUAUCAUGCGUAUGCCCUCCGUGGGUGCGAAGUCUGAAUCCUCCCACCGACGACGUAGGACCGCAUCCAGCGACGCCGAGAUAACCUUCCCGGUGCCGCCCACAUCCACCGGCUUCCGCGACCUGACUCCAGUCUCAGAGGCCUCGUCCCGUGCUCCCAGUAUCGUCGAACCCGCACUACCAAAGAUGCCGAAGAAGAACGCGCGACACAUCAGCGAACUCGCGCUCGCGAGCAUAGAAACACGGAGUCGGCAGAGCAGCAUUCGUUCUACUGAAUCCCGUACGUCGGUUUACUCGCAGUCAUCUAGCUACUACAAGCCUACCAGCAAGGGGAGGGCACGUCAUUUGAGCCCAGACGCCAAUGUUACGAGUAGUCCCAGGAUGACGAGUAAUGAUCGGGAUAGGGACAGCGUCAGUGACGACGUUUUGGCUGCCUGGGGCAGUCUGGGAGGGACGUACUAG